This is a messenger RNA of Lacerta agilis (Sand lizard), 6486 nucleotides long. It is a transcript of the gene CDK13, whose product is annotated as cyclin dependent kinase 13. The record is from RefSeq and is a predicted model, not a curated record. Gene Ontology annotation, cellular component: cyclin/CDK positive transcription elongation factor complex; nucleus. Lineage: Eukaryota; Metazoa; Chordata; Lepidosauria; Squamata; Lacertidae. The transcript is spliced from 14 exons. The coding region runs from base 1 to 4767 and encodes 1588 amino acids. Gene Ontology annotation, biological process: protein phosphorylation; positive regulation of transcription elongation by RNA polymerase II; transcription elongation by RNA polymerase II. Gene Ontology annotation, molecular function: cyclin binding; cyclin-dependent protein serine/threonine kinase activity; RNA polymerase II CTD heptapeptide repeat kinase activity.
AUGCCGAGCACCUCGGAGGCGGCGGCUUCUUCGUCCGGAGGCGGGAGCGGCGUCCGGGGCUGGGGCGGCUCCGAGUCGCCGGCGGCGGAGAAGAAGCGGUUGCAUCACCGGCGGCGGAAGCGCGGCUCGUCGGUUCAGCCGCCGCCUCAGCCUUCUCCUCCUCGGCCUGCGCCGCUGCCCGCGUCUCCCGCGGCGGCCCCUCCGCUGCUGUUCCCGCUGCUGCCGCCGCCGCCGCCGCAGCAGCCCUCGCUCCUGCAGCCGCCGCUGCCGCCGCAGUCCCUGCUGUUCCUGGCGGCCACCGGCUCCUCCUGCUGCGGGGAAGGGGGGGAGCGGAAGCGGCCCCGGGGCAAGCGGCGCCCGGGGUCCCGGCACAAGCGGCGGCGCGUCCGGUUGCGCGGUGGGGCGGGCCUGUCGGAGCGGCGCGGGAGCGGGGCGGGCCUGGGGCCUCUGGUGGAAGCGGCGGCCGAGGAGUACGACGACGUCAGCUCCCAGUCGGAGGGGCCGCUGGGCGGCGGGACGGCCGGGGCGGGGAGCGGCGCGGGGAGCCCGGGCUCCUCCUCGGGCGGAGGCGCGGGGAGUCAGCCUCGCUCGAGCCGUGCCGAGGCGGAGCGGGGCACCCGGCGGCCGCCGCGGAGGGAGCACCGCAGCAGCAGCGGCCGGCGCUCCCGGGAGCGUCACCGGGAGCACCGCCGGCGGGGGGAGGACAAGGACAAAGCGCCGCCGCCGCAGCAUCCGGAGGGAACGGCCGCGGUUGCCCGGGUAGGGGGAGCCGAGGCCUCCUCCUCCUCUUCCUCCUCCAAGUCCCGUAGCCGCCACAACCACAGCGGCGGCCAGGACCGAGAGGGUCCCCGGAGCAGCAGCGGCGGCGGCAGCGACGGCCGCAGGAAGGGCUCGGCUGUCUCGCCCAGCAGCGGCGGCGGUGGCGGCGGCAGCAGCAGCAGUAGCAGGAAGGACCGGCAGAGCAAAGCUCCGCGAAGCCAGGCGAAAGCAGCCAAGGAGCCUCCUUCUGCUUACAAGGAGACACCCAAGGCAUACCGGGAGGACAAGGCCGAGCCGAAGGCCUACAGGCGGCAACGGUCCUCGCCGAGCCCCUGCCGCGAUGACAGCCCGCCGAGCCACAGGGCCUCGCAGAGCCAGCGGAACCGCAAGUCGCUCAGCCCCCGCUCUCCUCUCAGCCCUUAUCGCCGCCGCUCGCCCAGCUAUAGCCGGCACAGCUCCUACGAGCGCGGCGGGGAUGUUUCACCCAGCCCGUACAGCAGUUGGCGUCGCUCUCGCAGCCCCUACAGCCCUGCUAUCAGAAGAUCAGCAAAAUCCAGAAGCAGAAGCCCUUAUUCAUCAAGGCACUCAAGAUCUCGCAGUAGGCACAGAUUAUCAAGAUCCAGAAGUCGGCAGUCGAGUAUUUCUCCUAGUACUCUGACUCUAAAAAGUAGCCUGGCUGCAGAAUUGAAUAAGAACAAAAAAGCUAGAGCAGCAGAGGCAGCCAAGGCCAAUGCGAAAGCUUCAAACACAUCUACACCUACGAAGGGAAGCACUGAAAACACUGGGUUGACCAUUCCUCAAGCGAACAAUGUGAAGGAACUGAAGAAGAUAAAAACUGAACACAUACCUUCCCCUUCAGGUGGUACAGUCUUGAAAAAUGAUAAGGCAAAGGCUAAAGUCCCUGUUCAGGAGACAAAGAGCGAAAACAAUUUGACUGUAGAGAAAGCUGCUAAGCAAAAAGUUUUGGUGGUGAAAGAGAGUAAAGCAACUCCUGUUAAGCCACCAGUGCAACCUGCUCCAGUGAAAGAGAAAAGCAAGCCCCACCCACCAAGUGUAGCACCUAAGGAAAAGGAUCGCAGUGUUUCACUAAUAACCUCCACGCUGCCACCCCUGCCUCUUCCACCUAUGCUGCCUGAAGAUAAAGAUACAGAUAGUUUUCAAGGGAGCAUUUCUGUGAAAGCUGUUAAAAAAGAAGUGGAGAAGAAAUUGCGCCACUUGCUUGAAGAUCUGCCACUGCCACCUGAAUUGCCUGGAGGAGAUGAUUUAUCCAGAAGUCCGGAAGAGAAAAAAACACCAGUGCAGCCACAUCUUAAAAAGAGACCGAAGAUAUGUGGCCCACGACAUGGUGAAACAAAGCAAAAAGAAAUUGACUGGGGGAAACGCUGUGUUGAUAAAUUUGAUAUCAUUGGCAUUAUUGGAGAAGGAACUUACGGGCAAGUUUACAAGGCAAGAGAUAAAGAUACAGGGGAAAUGGUGGCACUGAAGAAGGUACGGUUGGAUAAUGAGAAGGAAGGCUUUCCAAUUACAGCUAUUCGAGAAAUUAAGAUUCUUCGACAACUUACUCACCAAAGCAUAAUCAACAUGAAGGAAAUAGUAACAGAUAAGGAAGAUGCUUUGGAUUUUAAGAAAGACAAAGGUGCUUUUUACCUUGUGUUUGAAUAUAUGGAUCAUGAUCUGAUGGGGCUCCUAGAAUCUGGCUUGGUUCAUUUUGAUGAAAGUCAUAUUAAAUCAUUCAUGAGGCAGUUGAUGGAAGGCUUGGAUUAUUGUCACAAGAAGAAUUUCUUGCACAGAGAUAUUAAAUGCUCCAACAUCUUACUAAACAACAGAGGGCAGAUCAAGCUUGCAGAUUUUGGGCUUGCUCGGCUGUAUAGUUCUGAGGAGAGUCGACCAUAUACCAACAAAGUUAUCACUUUAUGGUACCGUCCUCCUGAACUUUUGUUGGGAGAAGAACGAUACACACCUGCCAUUGAUGUCUGGAGCUGCGGAUGUAUCCUGGGUGAACUUUUUACUAAAAAACCAAUAUUUCAAGCAAAUCAGGAACUUGCUCAGCUGGAGCUGAUAAGCCGCAUAUGUGGGAGUCCUUGUCCUGCAGUAUGGCCUGAUGUGAUAAAACUGGCAUAUUUCAACACCAUGAAACCAAAGAAGCAGUAUCGUAGAAGACUAAGAGAAGAAUUUGCUUUUAUUCCCGCAGCUGCACUAGAUCUCUUUGAUUACAUGCUUGCUUUGGAUCCCAGCAAGCGCUGCACAGCUGAACAGGCACUUCAGUGUGAAUUUCUGAGAGAUGUGGACCCUUCAAAGAUGCCUCCACCAGAUCUUCCUUUAUGGCAGGAUUGCCAUGAGCUAUGGAGUAAGAAGCGCAGAAGGCAGAAGCAGAUGGGCAUGACCGAUGAUGCAACUAAAAUUCCAAGGAAGGAUUUGUCCUUGGGAAUGGAUGACAGCAGAGCCAACACACCCCAAGGCCUGCAGACCUCUUCUCAACUGAAAAUGCAAGGCAGUUCUAACAUAGCACUUGUGAAAGGAGGCAGUGGUCAGCCACUAAAUCAAAACGAAGUGGCCAUUCUCCUAAACCUGCUUCAGUCUAAAACCAGUAUUAACAUGGCACAAUUUGCUCAAGUGCUGAAUAUUAAGGUGAAUCCUGAGACUGAGCAACAGCUGAAUAAAAUAAACCUUCCAGCUGGCAUUUUGGAAGCAGGAGAAAAACAGACUGAGCCGCAGCAGCAGCAGCAGCAGCAGCAGCAGCAACAACAACAACAACAACAACAACAACAACAACAACAACAGCAACAGCAACAGCAGCAGCAACAGCAACAGCUCCCACUGCCUCUCUCACCGGACCAGGAGCCUUUAAAACAAACUGCAGCCUCUUUGCCUUCUGUGCAGCCAGCUCAAUUGAGCCAAGCAAAAGUUGACACUGAGGUCACUCAAGCAGCCGUGCAGAGUGCGUUCACAGUUUUGCUAUCUCAGCUACUAAAGACUCAGCAAGUGAAGCAAAAAGAAAACUUGUUAGAAGAAAAGGAGAAUGGAUCAGGAAAUGAAAUGCUAUUACAUCCCAGGCAGCCUCCAGAACCAAGUACGCCUGCGUCUGGUGGCACCUGGGAAGAUGCAGAAUCGCCAGUAUCUAUUUAUCCCCAUCUUAUCAAAUCAUUAUAUGCACAUGCAGGACAAGAGGACUUGGUCAGGCAACCUGAGAUGAGACCCCAGACGCCAGAGGAACGACCUCGCAUCUUGCCCCCAGACCAGCGCCCCCCUGAGCCACCAGAACCACCACCUGUCACUGAAGAAGAUCUUGAUUAUCGGACAGCGAACCAAAACCUGUCUUCAGUUAGUAGCUCUUCAGGGAUGGAUCCUCAUGCUGGAGUGAAAGCAGCUCUUCUACAGCUGCUUGCUCACCAUCAGGCUCAAACAACGGAGAAACCAGCAACAUCUAGUAUGGAUUUCCAAUCAAGAGACUCUUUUGUAGCAGGUUCAGAUUAUAAGGAUAGUUUUGGGUCAUCUACAUUCUCCUCUGCUCAUUACAGCAGUAGUGAUGGAAUAGGAAGUGGAUCAUCUGGGACACUAGAAAGGGGAAACUUCAUUGGAAAUUCAGAUGUUCAACCCUUGGAGACCUACAGUACUGCUUCAUCUCACUCUAGUGGUGCCCCUCCACCUCCUGCCUUUUCAGAACCAUUUCAUAGCUCAGUAACUGGUUAUGGAGACAUUUACCUCAACACUGGUCCCAUGCUAUUUAGUGGUGAUAAGGACCAUAGAUUUGAAUAUAGCCAUGGUCCCAUCACAGUUCUGGGUAACAGUGGUGACACAUGCACAGGGUCUGAAAGUACUCAUUCCUUGUCCUCAAAGACACAGAACUAUAGCUAUGGAAGUAAUUUACAAGAACCCCCUGGCAGUGUUAGCCACAUGCAUGGACAAACAUGGACUUCUCCUGCCCAAGGACCUGGAUAUUCACAAGGAUACAGGGGACACAUUAGCACAUCAAGUGUCAGAGGACGAGGCAGAGGAUUGCCAUAUUGAGCAUCUGUUUCUUUCUUUUUCCCUCAGGCACAUCGUUUUUACCUGGAAAGACUUCGUAGCUGUGAUUUCAAAGCAGCAAUCCAAUAGACUUGAAUAAUGUUAAUUCAACAGCUUUAUUUUUAUGUGGAAAAGGGUCUUGCAUACAAUAAGAAAUUGCUUACAAUUCAUGCUUUUCUGAGAACCAGAUAAUUGAUUGUACAUCUUUGCAAAUUCUAGCUAUAAAUUUUAUAUUUUGGCAGUUAAGUCGAUGCUAAAUUUAGGGACAUCAGCUUUUUAUGGCACAUUGUCAGAUCUGAACUAUGCACACACUUGUGCUUUUUUUGUAAGUUUGGACCAACUUUUAUGUAAAAAUUUUACAACAAUCAAAGCAGGGCACUGAUUUAUUUGGUAUUUCUUUUUACAAAACUACCUUUUAGUCAAAAAGUCACUGUCAGUCUUUGCACUGCUUUCAGUGUUAUCUGUGGAAGGAGUUCUUUGUGCUCAUUUCAGACAAUAAAACACAGUCUUUCUUGAUAUAACAGUUUUAUACAUAUUUGGGCAUUGAUUUGAUUUACUUUCAAAGUCAUUCGUCCAGUAAAAUAUCCUGUCCAUCUUCCCAGCGUUUGUAUAAAAACUGUUUUACUUGAAUGGUAAGUGCCUUUACAAUGUAAGCUUAAGGUCUGAAGAACAUUUCAUUAAAUUCAAAAGGCUGUUGGAAGGUACUUUGUAGUUUGAUACAAAUAUUUAAUAUUUACCCUACAUUCAGAGUAAAUUAUGGACAAGGGGAAUAGAUGGCAUUCUUUAUGAGAUUCUUACAAGCAGUUAGAAAAGUCAAAUUAGAAAAACUUUCUCUUUCCCAAAUUACAACCAUCCCUUUAAUGAAUUAAGUGAAGAAAAAUGAGAAUGUAUGGACAGUAAUGAAAAAAGGUAGGUUUCCUUCCUUCCAUUUUCUGUAAGAGCUCUUAUUCUAAUUCCUUUACCAAAUAAAAGUUAGUGUCCUGUUUUAUUCAAAAUAGUCUUUUUAUUAAAAAACAACAACAGACUAGCAUAUUGUUACAUCAAAUUAACAAUAACUAGUUUUGUGUAGGAAAACUGACACCUGCUUUUUCCACAUAAUUUGCUGCAGAAUGUAACCAAAGUUACAUAACCAGCAUUUAAUGCAAUGAACUUAAUAGGCAGUUAAGACUUAUGAAAACUGGGACUGUGCCAACCAAUUCUGUAUUAAACUAUUCCACUAACUUGCUACUUGAUUUGAAUCUGUUUUGAAAUUUCAUCACAUGUUCAGUCUAUAAGCAAAAGAUGGUUCCAAGGAAGUACCACUCUGGCUCCAAAGAUGAUGAUUUCCAGCAAUAUAAAAUUGUUCUGUGAGAAUGAGAUUCAGCCAGGAGACUGGCUAGGCUUUCUGUGUACUGAAAUGUUUUUAAAUGACCAUAUUGGAAAAAACAGUUCCCAACUGAUUAUCCAGUUGAUAAGUUAGUGCACAUGUAGCUAUUUUCUAAAUAUGUAAUGUUUCUAUGAACAAAAUUACAAAUGUAGUCUUGUCAGCUGUGACUUCAAUCUUUUAGAAGCAAACCUAACAUUGUCUGCUUCAAAUUCUUGACUUAAGUGAAUUUUGCAUUGUAGGGUGUCAAAUUUGUUGGAACUCCCCUGUAAAUAUGACAUUGGUCAUCUGCAGUAUCGUUUAGAGAAUCCUGACUGAAAAUAAAAGCAGCUAAACUGGAAGAAAAUACUUAAGCUUAA